AUGCCGAAGAAGAGAAAGUCGGAGACACCAGGGCUUGAAGACGGCGAUAAAACCCUUUUUUCGUCCUUCUGCGCCGCUGCUAAUUCUUUGUCCCAGCUCUAUUCCCAGGCGCAAAACCAGCAACGAGUCGCCUUUCAGUCCGGCGAGCGGCAUGCCCUUUCCCGUCUGCAGCAAUGGUUGACAUCGGAUCAAGGGGCUGGGGGAAGCAACUCAGGUCUCGUUUCCAAGGAGCAGAUUCUGGACUUUAUUCAGGGUGAGCUGGAUCGGAUGGACGACGGUCCUCCUUUGGGGAAUCUUUGCACCUCCCAACGGUCGUCCGGUGCCUCGGUCCUUCCCACUUUAGUGCCUGUCAUUCCGAAGGCGAAGCAGCAGCAGCAGCACCGUUCUCUGUUCAGCAUCAAGCUCGCCCCUUACAUUGAGACGCGGUCGCCAUGGAAUUCGUGGCCCGAGCGACGAAAUCAGUGUUACGCGCAGCAGCCUCGCGCAUGGGCGAAGACCACUCUGCCGCGCAGUCGCCCGCCUCCAAUCCGCGCGGGUCCACAGCAGCACCCGCCAGAGCCUCUUCCCCGUACUCCCACUCGCCCGGCCUCGUCGCGCCUGCCUUCUCCCGUACAGGAGCACCUGCCAUGGAUCAUGAAGUCAGCGCAUGAGAAGCCAUACGAGGAGGAGCUCAAGAGGCGCAUACUCGCCCUCUCACAGAGGCCAGAGGAGUUCCUAUACGGCGAGUUGGACCCAUCACUGCUCAUUGACAUGCGCCAAGCCACCCUCAUGGCUGCGUCUGUGCUGCAGGUGGACGAGGAGCUAAGGCAGCUGCGGUUGCGGUUUGUGCCGCGGGUGAUGAAGGAGCAGGAGUUCUGGCGGCGCUACUUCGUGGCUGUCAAGGCCGUCAAGCACCAGGUGCUCACGCAGCCCCUGCUGCACCCGCACCCGGAGCAGCCGCAGCAGGCCGUGUCGGAGAGCCAGCAGCAGCAGCAGCAGCAGCAGCAGCAGAGGGGGAUCAAUGCGAGUGCCCCAUCGACCAAGUCACUCAUUUCAUCGUUCUCUACCAUGACCAAUGCUGGUGGUGGUGCUGCUGCUGCUGCUGCUGCUGCUACUACCGGCAUGACCCCAGACAUGAGUCGAGAAUUAUUAACCCCAGCAGACAUACGUGGUACCAGUGGCAGAACUAGUAGUGUUACUGGUGGUGGUGGUGACGGUGGUGGUACAAGCAGUGGUGGUGGCAGUGGAGGUAAGGAACACCUGAUUUCUUCCACUGCCUCGCUGAAAUCUGGUGGCAGCUUGGGCACACACCAAUCAGCACAGAUCGCCCGGGACAAUGCUGCUGCUGGCGCCACAGCAGUAGCGGGAGGCGGAGGAGCAGGAGGAGGAGAAGGCGGUGGGGGGGAGUCUGGGUUGCCGCGCACUGGGAGUGGGCGGCGUUCAAUGUCGUUUAGUGGGAAUCAGCCAUGGGCAUCCCCUCCAGCCGGGAGGCCUUUGUCGCCGGGCAAGCAACGACCGCCUGUGGGCAGGGGAAGGAGCGACAAGGAGCGGGCCAUGCGACGCUCGCUAGCGCGGGAGGAGUCCGUGGACGAUGGGGACGUGGAGGACGCUUUCCUGCCCAUCUCCGUGCCCUCCUCUGUCACCAUUCGGCGCCUCGCCCAGGCUCUCAACAUGGCGCGUGCGUUUGCAACAGUGGAGGACAUGGCAU
This is a messenger RNA of Closterium sp. Yama58-4, 1687 nucleotides long. The record is from the annotation of a GenBank genome assembly. Lineage: Eukaryota; Viridiplantae; Streptophyta; Zygnematophyceae; Desmidiales; Closteriaceae.